Molecule: messenger RNA, 1290 nt
Organism: Scylla paramamosain (green mud crab)
Lineage: Eukaryota; Metazoa; Arthropoda; Malacostraca; Decapoda; Portunidae
Exons: 4
Coding region: 315-710 (131 amino acids)
Source: RefSeq, a predicted model, not a curated record
AAGACGACUUGGUAAAAGGGGCAAGCAGUCUUCCUUUCUCUUCCUCUUCCGUUUUUGCCAAAUCAUUAUCAUCCUCUUCCUCCUCCAAGACCAAAGGAGGAGGAGGAAAACAAGUCAAAGAAGGAAAGAAUUCGGGAACGGGUGGAGGUGCAGGGGUGUCAUCUGCUGCAGGAGAGAGAGCUUGCGUACAAAAAAAUUCUACUUCUACAACGGGUGGAGCAGGGACAUCUGGCAACAAUGCAGCAUCCUCCUCCUGCACCUCUUCCUCUGCCUCCAAAGUUCGAUUUGUGGGCCAACCCAGCUCGGAGCAUGUAAUGACGGUGCUGGAGCUCCCCGAGGAUCCUGACUACUCCUUGAAGAAAUCUAUUGAUGCCUCAGUGAACGAGGUUGUUAACGUCGCUAAGCUGCUGCUAACGGCCACGGAUGAGGGGAGAUCUAUUGGUGCCUCCAUGAACGGGGUUGUUAACGUCGCUGAGCUGCUGCUAACGGCCACGGAUGAGGUACGGAAGCUGAUCCUUAACGAGUGCGACAUGGUUCUGCAGUGCAAAGUAUGCAAAAAUUUGUUCAGCUCGGUCGAUAAUUUCUUGACGCACAAACGAAUUUACUGCCAGGAAGAGUUUGCUGAUCGGACACUUCUUCACCGCGCAACACCCGCUUCGCAACACCCGAGACUCUUUCUGUACACCAGCGUUCCCAUCACGGCCCCAUGAGUUGGAUAUCCACCUGUCCCAUCCGCCAGGCCUCCUUUGUCACCACGUUGGCCGUGACUGAGCAGCUGGAGAAAUGUUCGUAUUUUUGCUUCUACUGCCGCUGAUGCUGCUGGGGUGGGCGUGCGGGUGCUGGUGGUGGUGUAGCGAGCGAGUGCUGUUGGUGUUUGAAGGGUUGUGUAGAGAGAGAGGGUUGUAGUGAAGUUACAGUACUUUUUGUCAGGAUCUAAGAGUUAAGAUUUUUCUACAACUGUUAUUGCUAUUAUUUUUUCUACAACUGUUAUUGCUAUUAUUGUGUUUAACGCGUUAGUGGAAGUUACUUGGGGUUUCAACUUACGCGGUGAAGUGUCCGAUCAGCAAACUCUUCCUGGCAGUAAAUUCGUUUGUGCGUCAAGAAAUUAUCGACCGAGCUGAACAAAUUUUUGCACACCUUGCACUGCAGGACCAUGUCGCACUCGUUAAAGAUCAGCUUCCGUACCUGUGGGGGCGUAGAGGUCAGGUCAGGUGAGGUGGUGAUUUAAUUUGUAUAUUAUUCUUUUCUUAAUAUGUCUCUCCUCAUCCGUGGCCGUUAGCAGCAGCUUAG